This is a messenger RNA of Pseudophryne corroboree (corroboree frog), 1193 nucleotides long. It is a transcript of the gene RRH, whose product is annotated as retinal pigment epithelium-derived rhodopsin homolog. The record is from RefSeq and is a predicted model, not a curated record. Gene Ontology annotation, biological process: G protein-coupled receptor signaling pathway; visual perception; phototransduction. The transcript is spliced from 7 exons. The coding region runs from base 1 to 963 and encodes 320 amino acids. Gene Ontology annotation, molecular function: G protein-coupled photoreceptor activity. Gene Ontology annotation, cellular component: photoreceptor outer segment; plasma membrane. Lineage: Eukaryota; Metazoa; Chordata; Amphibia; Anura; Myobatrachidae.
AUGAAGCCGGACAAAGUACACAACCUGCGUAAAAGUACACAAACUUGUGAACUAAAUCCCGGUUGUAUAGUGAGCCUUUUAAGCAACAUUAUAGUGUUGGGAAUCUUUGUUAAAUAUAAAGAGCUUCGCACAGCAACCAAUGCCAUCAUCAUCAAUCUGGCGUUCACAGAUAUAGGCGUCAGUGGGAUUGGGUAUCCUAUGUCUGCUGCUUCUGACCUUCAUGGGAGUUGGAAAUUUGGAAAUGUAGGAUGCCAGAUUUAUGCCAGCUUGAAUAUUUUCUUUGGUAUGGCCAGCAUUGGACUGCUGACUGUGGUUGCGAUUGAUCGGUACCUGACUAUCUGUAGACCUGACAUAGGAAGAAGAAUAACAAGCUGGCACUACACAUCCAUGAUUCUAGCUGCAUGGAUAAAUGCAGUUUUUUGGUCUGCAAUGCCUGUUGUAGGAUGGUCAAGUUAUGCUCCAGACCCUACUGGAGCCACAUGUACCAUUAACUGGAGAAAGAAUGAUGCGUCAUUUGUAUCGUACACAAUGAGCGUGGUUGCUGUGAACUUUAUUGUACCUCUACUGGUGAUGUUUUACUGCUACUACAAUGUGUCCCGCACCAUGAAAGGCUAUGACAGCAGAAACAGCCUUGGGGGCAGCAUGGUGGACUGGUCUGACCAGGCUGAUGUAACAAAGAUGUCGAUAGUAAUGAUUGUGAUGUUUCUGGUAGCUUGGUCCCCCUAUUCUAUUGUAUGCUUGUGGUCAUCUUUUGGGGACCCUAGACAAAUCUCACCAGCAAUGGCCAUCAUAGCUCCUCUCUUUGCCAAAUCUUCAACGUUCUACAAUCCCUGCAUUUAUGUAAUUGCAAAUAAGAAGUUUAGGAGAGCAAUACUUUCCAUGGUGCAGUGCAAAUCCCGCCAGGAAGUCACGCUAGACAACAGCUUCCCAAUGAGUGUCUCUCAAAACACUUUGAUCACAUAAGACAGCAACAGCAAACAUCGUACCUAGUGAUAUCCCAGGUGUGGGAGGAAUGUCAUGUAAGCAAAUAUGAAGAAGAACCAUUGACUGCCGCUUACUUUGUUACUUGUAAUAAGUGAAAUGACUGUAUCUGCUGAGACUAUUAAAUAUUUUGUUUAAGAGUUGUUUUAUUUCCAUCGUUGUCAGUGCUAGGGUGAAUGUUACUGUAAUUGUUAGCUUGGUUACACUGAAUU